This is a messenger RNA of Anopheles arabiensis, 1820 nucleotides long. RefSeq lists its product as uncharacterized. The record is from RefSeq and is a predicted model, not a curated record. The transcript has 2 exons. Lineage: Eukaryota; Metazoa; Arthropoda; Insecta; Diptera; Culicidae. Bases 303 to 1232 code for a protein of 309 amino acids.
UCUUCCCCCGGACGGAAAAUGAGGCAAGUAUUCGUACCCCGAGGAAAGACGAGCGUACGUCUCGAGUGUUCGGUUUCAGUUGCGCACGAGACAGCGACCAAAAGCAGACAACUCCAACAACCUUGCCCACGGUGGCUCGCUUUAUCGGUGGCCAAAGAGUGUGAUUCCUUUAUCGGUAAAAAAACGAGUAAUUCUGGCCAGCAAACGUUACCCAAAACCAACGUCCUUUCCGUCUAACAGUGUCUCUCGUGUAGUGUGUGUUGUUUUAGUUGUGCAGGUUUUUUUGUUGUGUGUGGUACGUAAUGAGACACCGAGCGUGGGGUACAUUGUUGGCCGGGUUGACCGGCUUGCUGCUCGUACUGGCCAUGCCCGAUCGGAUUGCAGCCGACCUGAUGGGUGACAUUCAGCAGGGGUUGAAAACGACCGGCAAACUGUUCGGCAUCAACACGAUUGCCGACGUGGCCGACCUGGUGGCGAAGGGGUUUGCCACACGCCGCGGCACGCAGGAACCGCAGCGGCCGGCGGCCCAAGCCACCGACAGCGUCGGUGUCGUUGAUGGACUGCUCGGCCAGACGCCCUCCAUGAUGACCAUCAUGAUGAAGCUGCUCGGGCUGGAUGGUAGCCAGCUCGGUGCAAUGCUGGUCAACGGUAUCGUGUUCCUGGCACACAUCAUUGGGACAAAUUUGGGUGCCUUCCGGUCACCGUCCCUCGGUGACACCGCAUCGGCAAACGCUCAAAACAGUUCCCCAUUAUUCCCCUCCUUUCCAACGGCCUCACCGCUGACGGGCGAAUCGGAACCAUCGCAAAGCAACGAGAGCCAACAGUCUGGCACGAACAGCAACCCGCUCGACUGGCUGUUGCGCAAUCCGUCCAAGCGGUUCCGUGUGCUGCUGGACCAGGUCAAGAAUACCGAUCUGGCGGAACGGUUGGAUCGCGAGAUGGACCAGCUCGACCGGUACGCCCCAGAGGACACCGACUGCAUCCGGUUGUUGAUGUGCAAGGUGAAACCCUUCAUCUGGAAGAUGCAGAACGUCGUGCGGGACACCGUACUGUCAAAGGGUCCGGGUCCAUCGGGCGGUGACAGCGAACAGACAUCAGACAACCAUGCGGCACCAAACGGGGAAGAGAUACUGAAAGGCAUACACGCCAAUCUACCGUCUGAGGCAGAAUUCCAGCGGCAGAGCAAACUUUGCGAGCAACAGUUUCGCCACUGCCGACGUCUGCUCGGGUAGGGGAAGCUGGUUGCGGGGAAGGACGCGUGCUGCGAUGUGUCGUGUGUUACAUGAACGUUCAAACAAUCCGUUAUGGUGUGGUGAGUUGUUGGGUCUGGUUGCAGCAACCGUGCACAAUGGAAGUAAUAAUCACUAAAAGGUUCAUUGUGGUGAGGUGUACGAAAAAUGGGAGGUUUACAGUACAGUGAGCAGCGGGUAAUUGUCGACAAGCAUAAUUUGAGCGGUUAUUUCUAUGAUGAUAGUAUGUGCAAUCUAACGAAUAUUUGUGUAAAAAUAUGAUAAAAGUUGUAAAUGAUGAGUAAUGAAAAACAAAGUACAAUGUGGCUGGUGGAUUUUAACUUAAAUAAAUAUGAUAAAAGAGGAUUUUUUGCUCCGAACGUAGCUACAAAAUAAAUAAUUAAGCAUGGCUCUAACAUAUAAAGAAUCAUCAUUACACUAAAAAAUUUCAGUUUAAAUGUUCAUCAUUUUAACAAUCCAAUAGCAAUAUCCAAUAACUCCAGGGUGCUAGCAAAUGUGUUUUUAAGGACAAUACAAUUCCCAGCAGUCUCUCGAAUCCCAGUGAAACCGAUUUUAAGCCCUUGCCGUUCU